UGCCGCCGAUCUCUCCUCAGUUGUUUCUUGUACGUGAAUGAGAGAGAGCGUUCGUUUGACCGGCUCUAAAUAUGUGAAUUAUUACGAUAAAGUGUCGCGGCCAUUUUGGAUUUACUCUCCCGUUCUUUUUGAUGCAGCUGGUGCAAGAGAUUCCUCCCAAAAUGACCGAGAAGCCCACUGCUAAUACAGCUGCUCCAAAGAUCAAGCAGGAGCGGGUGGACGAUGGCGAGAUCAACCAGCUGGCAUUGGAAAUGGCGGAGAAAAACCGCCAAAAGAUGAUUUCUCAGGCAGCGCAAAUCGCUCAGCAGAAUCAAGCUUCCCAACAGGCAUUACAGCGAGCUGGUGGUCAGCAGAUGAUCACGUAUUACUUCAACCGUGAGAAAAGUAAAAAUUCCUCGUCGGAGGAUUCUGUGAUCCCUAAGAAAGUUGAGGAGAAAAAGAAGGGAACCAUUGAUGAGGAAAGUUUAAGAGGGAGAUUUGGGUGGUCUACCAUCCACAAUGCUCAUAUCCCUUACCUGUUUAGGCGUGAGGAUAAAUAUUGUGCUGUGCGUAUGGUUGAAAAUAAGUUAUUAAAUAAGUACCUAAGCUACCUCCCUCAUGAAAUUACCACCUGCAUCCAUGUAAGAAGUUAUUUUAUAACAGAGGGAGAGGCUAAGUUAUUGAAUGAAAUUAAUAUGAAACACUGUGAGUUUCAGUUUGGACGGGAUGUCUUUACGACCAAAGAUCUAGUGGUGAGACUUCAGGAUGCACGGUGCUUUUACAGGUUCCUAGAUACAUGCUUUAAAAAAUUGGUGCAAAAAUCUCCUGAGCAAAGUGAAUUUUGUGGGUUUGUUAGAAUAAAUGGUGAGAGUGUUGUGCCGUAUACAGUGAAAAAUAAUAAAAAGUAUGUUCCUUUAUUUUAUUUUGAGGGUGAAACGGAUACGCUGAAGUUAAAAGCAGAAAAAAUAGAUAAUUGGGAGCUUGCAUACCUUAAGUUUUGUUGUAAAGUUCAGGGAAUCAGAAAUGAGUUGUUUGCUAGUGAAACUUGUGCAGUGGUUAGUUUAGAGGAUGUGCAGCAGUAUUUUCCUAAGGAUACCAAGUUUGAGGAUUGGUGGCCUCAGAAAACGGCUGAACCCAUGAGAGUGGUCAGUCACGGCACAAAGCCUGGUGGGGUGUGGACUCAGAGACCUCCAGGGGGUUCGAAUAGCAGUGGCGGAAUGCAGCAAACUCAGCUCUCCUCUUCAGCCACCACCUUAACCCCUAUUGCGAGUAAACCUCCUGUGCCAGUAACUACCACCUCCAGCCAUAUACCCAGUGCAGCCUCUGUGUCUGCUUCAGUAGCCAAUUCUAAUAGUAUAGCAUCCCUGACAAAUUCUUUACACAGUAUAAAUAAUCUUAAUAGCAUCUACUCACAGUGGGCUAAUUUAGUUAAUGGACAAGCUGCAGCCGUUGCGGCAGCGUCAGUUUACUCUGGGACGCCUAACAUGCAGGCAUUGUUAACUGGGCUUACUAAUGAGCAAAUGAGAAGACUACAACCACAGGUAUCCCUACCAGCAUCAAUUUCUUCUAUAUCAGCCUCACAAAGUACGGUUCGCCCACCUCCCUUAGUUCCAUCUUCAACGACGAUUAGUCCAGUUUCCUCCGCUUCUACCUCCUCCACCAACCGCAUGGUAAACAAUCUCGACGCCACCUUGCGACAGUUGGGUUAUUCCUCUGCUCAGAUCAACCAGUCAACGUUAAAUUCUUUAGCUAGUGCAACUGUUGGAAAUUCAAAUUUACAUUCUUACAAUACCAGACAAUCUACAACAAAUACACAUCAUAAUCCACGUUCUCUGUAUGUACAGACAUCACCCUACUUACGAACGUUCAGAGAUACAAACAAAUGGGAUCGCAAAUUAAAAUUCUAUACAGAGCACUACCCUUUGCCACUCAAUUCCAACUCGAACAGCUCAAAAUCCGCAUCCAAAGCCCCUCCACCUCUCAUUCCUGUGGCCAAUGGCUUAAGGCCUGACAAUCUUUCUAGUCACAAAGGUGUGGGUAGAAAUGGAUUGGAUAAACAGCGACUUGUAGAUACCCCUGCCUUCAGACCUGAUCCUACAAUACAGGAACCACCGUACAAAGUUAGGAAGGUUAUGAUGGAUGGAAAAGCUGUAUUAUGUAUAAAUCGUAAUGCGUAUUCUCAUCAAAAUGCCUCAGAUUUUAAUAUGGUUGCAAUCCAGGAUAUCAUAAAGGAUUUCUUCCCUGCUGCUACCCUUAAUGAAUGCAUUGAGGUGUUUCAGAAUGUCCUAACUGUAACCGUUUACAAAGCCAACUGGCAUCAAGUUAACACCCUAAUGGAUGCUUGGGGCAGUGCGGUGGCUCCUGACUUAGUGCCACUUAUCUAUACCAGUGACCUUGUAACAUAUCUUUCACAAAUUAAAUACAUUUUCCAGCGACACUCUACCCUCGGUCAGCCCCAGGCUAAACGUAUAAGAACUACCUGAUGGUUAGAGGGGUUGUAGUGAAAGUAGAAUUUGAAAAACAAUAACUUGAAUUGAAUGAUGAAAAAGGACUAAAAUAGAGUAUGGAAAUUUUUACUAAUCCAUACCCAGUGAUUGAAAAGUAUUCCUACAAAUAAUGUUGAAUUUUUUUAAAAAGUCAGUAUUGAAAAUACUGAAUGAUCAAUGGAACCAAAAUACAAACAUUAAAUUAAGAUAGAUCACAUUGUUAUCAGUGAGUAUGAGGAUCUUUGGUCCUCCUGGUUGUUAAGUGAUGCAAGAGUUGAAACCAUUUGAACAGUGGUUUGCACAGAGAAUCAUCUUGUGACGUUAUUGUAAAUGAAGAGAGGAAUCAAAUUGUACCUGAGCAUGUCUGUAUAGAGAAAUAAAUGGUUCAUAAUAAAAAUUG
Macrobrachium nipponense is the source of this 2865-nucleotide messenger RNA. RefSeq lists its product as uncharacterized. The transcript is spliced from 9 exons. Bases 132 to 2462 code for a protein of 776 amino acids. The record is from RefSeq and is a predicted model, not a curated record. NCBI's taxonomy places the organism in Eukaryota, Metazoa, Arthropoda, Malacostraca, Decapoda, Palaemonidae.